Molecule: messenger RNA, 2722 nt
Organism: Pelagomonas calceolata
Lineage: Eukaryota; Pelagophyceae; Pelagomonadales; Pelagomonadaceae
Source: the annotation of a GenBank genome assembly
GGUGUCGUUGGUGCAGCGGCUCGCAGCGGAACGACGCGGAUGACCAGGAAGUCUCAGGAGCUGAUUGGGCUUUGGCGCGGUUAGCGGUACCGCGCUUUGCCUACACUGACGAUAAUAGGCAGCGGUAAGCAGGAAAACGCGUGCGCAGCGACUGGGACGGUCCCUAGACGGCAGGCAGGCACUUUUUAGCAGCUCGACCCGAAUGUCUAGUGUGUCUAUCUCACUACUUGGCUUUCAUUUUUUGGUCCAGUUUCAAGCCUGUUUGCUAGUAAAACUUAACCAGUUUCGGGCCAGCGCUGGCAUUUGUCGAACCCACAGCAACCUGCGUGCCAGGCUCCAAAAAAACGGGCGCCAGCGCUUCUCAUUGCUGCACCAGGCUCAAGGCUCCAAAAAGUGAGCUGUGUGCCAAAGUAAGCUGUGCGCCAGGCUCCAAAAAGAGAUCAUGAGCAGACCCCCUGCGAACCCCAACUACGACGAGAAGAUGGAUGCGGCGAUCGCGCGCGCGGGCGGCGAGCCGGUCGCGGAUGCGACGCCGGACGUGCCCCAGCCGCCGCCGGGACGCACGCCGGCGCGCGCCAAGUUCGCGGCGCGCGCCGCGAAGCACCGCUCGCCGCCGCAGCCGCCGAAGCCUCCGAAGCCGCCGCGAAGUCCGCAGGACGAUUCUAUGGAAGCAAUCGGUCUCAUGGUAGAACAGUGCCACGUGGCAAGGGAAGAAGGCGACGACGAUCAGGUGGUGGCCGCUUUACUUCCUCUACUGAACGCGGCGCGUCAUCAGGGAGAUGAUGUUGUGAAAGCGCUCGCCGACGCCGCCUUGAAAGGUUCAAAACCGCGGCUGCUCGCGUCGCUGGAAGUCGCGGCGACGGUCGCGGCCCGAGGUGCCGACGAAGUUGUCGGCGACGGCGGCGUCGAGACCGAGGACGACGCUGUUGAAAGUGUAUCGAGGGCCUGCGAGCGCCUCGCGUUCUUGGGUUUGAGUGAUGACGCGACGGAAGCGCUGGGCACGGCGUUGGCCGCCGCGGCGCAUCGUCGAGCGAACCACGCCACUCUUGAGAUAAGAGGUGCCAUACCCGAGGAGGAGAACAGCGUGCACGCCCACGCUACCGCAUUAGGAAAUGCGCUGGGUGCGGCGUGUGCCGCGGCGGCGGUCGCGCAAGCUUGUACGGUGUUGGGCGAAGCGCGGUGCGCAAAGGCCGCCGAAAAACCUUUACAAAUAGGCGUCAACGCCGGCGUCGACGCUUUGGAAAGGUUCGCGAUGAUGAAGUCCGUGGAAACUGUUAGUAGGGAGCCCAUUUCCAACUUAACUGAAGCUGAUGCUUUACUAGACGAGUGCUCGUUCGCGCUGCAGUUCGGCCACCGCUUUACGAGGUUCGUCGAGGGGGCGCUCGGGGAGGGUGAGACCGUUACGGCUACUCUCCUGAAAUCCUUACAAACCUUGGAAGGUUUGUAUAUCCAACUGGAAGAUAGGUAUAGAGAUGCGGGCGUGCGAGAAGCGCUUGAGGAUAUGGACGACCCGCUGGCUGCCUUGCAGGACGCCUUCUUCGUGUUGCGGAGGGGCGUGGACCGAGCUGUCGGGACGCUAUCAGAGCAGGCCGCGCUGGCGGAAUUACACCGGACGCUGGCGACGCUGGCCCUGGACGCCGAAGUCUUCCAGUCAGCGGCUUCACUAGCUACAAGGGGCGAGAAGAAGGAGCUGUCGUUAAUUGAUGCGGUGGAUGAGGAGGUCCGCGGCGCGUCGAUCGAAUCCUUAGCAGUGGCAGCAGGCGGCGCCUUCGCCUGUGCUUCUUCGGUGGCGGCGCUGAAGGAUGAAGUGGUGGGCGAGCUCGCGCGGUCGGUACCUUUAGCCGUGCCUCUACUAGAUGACUUCGACCACGCCUCACACCAGUACGACGAGCUCGCGGCCGGUGCGAUCUCGGCGUUUUGAAGUGUUGCGGCGCCUUCACGCCAUCGACGCGACUCGUGUCCAUCAGACGAGGUCGUGGCUGGUUUCUUUUUUGAUUUUGAGGCCAUUCGGACCGUUUCCAGUGAAUACGAUGCUCCUCCGCGCAGGUGCACUAUCCGCUUUGUUCGACGAGCCCGGUCUGAUGCUUUCUCGGAGAAGUUUCUUUGCUGAUGUUGUUGCUGAUAAAAUAGGAAGGUACUCAAAACUGGGCGACCAGGACGUGCUUGGUGACGACGACUCGGCGCUGGACAACGCCUAUGAGAAAGUACUAAAUCAUGCCGCUUUGACGGCGGCCUUGGACGCGCUGCCGGCGGGCGCGCCUAGAUUAGCGUUAUGUCGGAAAUUAGCGAAAGACGCUGCGAAUGCGGUAUUGGCGCGGUGCACGAGCGGCGACAACGUAGGCGCCUUGGGGGCCCUCGCGCUACGGCGCGACGCGCGGAAGCUCUUCGCGACGCUGGGCGCGUUAUUGCCGUCCGAGGAGUCGCUGGGCGAGGGCGAGGUCUUUCGGGCGACGUUACGUCCCGAGCUCGAGGCCACGACGGCCGCUUUGGCGUUGUUGUGCGUCGAGGCGCCGAGUGACGUGAGGACGCUGCGGCUGUCGGCCGCGGGCGUAUGUCGAGGCGACGUGCGCGCGGCGUUGGGGCUGCGGCGCGACUUCGAGAAGAAUGCUGUUGAUGCAGCGGUGUCGGCGGCGGCCGUCGUCGAGUCCGAGGGGCUUUCUCGUUUUGCCUGGUCGGCGCCGGGGUCCGCCGUCGAGUCCCAGUAGGUUUUGUGUUUGUUUUU